Ananas comosus (pineapple) is the source of this 2967-nucleotide messenger RNA. RefSeq names its product putative respiratory burst oxidase homolog protein H. Lineage: Eukaryota; Viridiplantae; Streptophyta; Magnoliopsida; Poales; Bromeliaceae. Bases 171 to 2762 code for a protein of 863 amino acids. The record is from RefSeq and is a predicted model, not a curated record. Gene Ontology annotation, molecular function: peroxidase activity; calcium ion binding; NAD(P)H oxidase H2O2-forming activity. Gene Ontology annotation, cellular component: plasma membrane. The transcript has 15 exons.
CCGUCUCCUUCCCCACCCAUCGAUCAUCGUCCCCUCUCUCUCUCCCUCUCUCUCUCUCUCUCUUUCUCCGAACGAUGAAACGUUAAUACGAAUCCCGAUCUCGUGGGCAUUUCGUCGAAAGGGUCAAGGGCGCAUCCUCCCCACUUCCCCCCGCAACCCACCGCUCCGCAAUGGCGGCCGCCUCGUCCCACGGCUACGCCGACGUCCCCCUCGACGACAUCCUCGCCCACGACCUCGAGACCGCCGCCGGCGGAGCCGGAGCCGGAGCGGGAGCAGGAGACGGCGUGGGGAGGCCGCCGAGGCCGGAGCAGACGACGAGGGCGUACGCGACGAGCAUAAUGAAGCAGCACUCGAAUUUCGUGGCGGAGGUGCGGCACCUCGCGUCGCGCGUCUCGUUCAAGGUCGGGGAGGAGAGGAAGGAGGGGGGGGCCGGGGCGGCGCGGCCGAGGAUGAGCCGGGCGCAGUCGAGCGCGCAGGUGGGGCUGAAGGGGCUGCGGUUCCUCGACAAGGCGUCGGGGGGCAAGGACGGGUGGAGGGCCGUGGAAAAGCGGUUCCAGCAAUUCGCCGUCGACGGCAGGCUCCCCAAGGAGAAUUUCGGCAAAUGCAUUGGGAUGGCCGAUUCUAAGGAAUUUGCUGGAGAGCUGUUCGUCGCACUGGCGAGGCGUAGGAAUCUCGAACCGAGUGAUGGCAUCACCUUAGAUGAACUGAAGGAAUUCUGGGAAGAAAUGACCGACCAGAACUUUGAUUCGCGGCUAAGGAUAUUCUUUGACAUGUGUGAUAAAAAUGGUGAUGGAAAGCUCACAGAGGAUGAGGUGAAAGAGGUUAUUAUAUUGAGUGCAUCAGCAAACAGGCUAGCGAAGCUAAAGAGCCACGCUGCGACGUACGCUGCUCUGAUCAUGGAGGAGCUUGAUCCAGAUGAUCUUGGCUAUAUUGAGAUUUGGCAACUCGAAACAUUACUUCGAGGCAUGGUGAGCAUGCAAGGAAACGACAAGGCCCUAAAACGAUCGAGCAGCCUUGCAAGAACUAUGAUACCGAGGCGGUAUAGAAACCCUAUAAAGAGAUUUGUUACUAAAACUGCAGAUUUUAUUCAUGAGAACUGGAAGAGGAUUUGGCUUAUUUCAUUAUGGUUGACACUGAAUAUAUGCCUAUUCAUAUGGAAAUUCGAACAAUAUAAAAGGCGAGCGGCAUUCGAGGUGAUGGGCUACUGUGUGUGCGUAGCCAAGGGUGCAGCAGAGACACUGAAGCUGAACAUGGCCAUCAUUCUCUUACCUGUUUGUCGAAAUACACUCACACGGCUCAGAUCGACAAGUCUUAGCAAAGUCAUCCCCUUCGAUGACAACAUAAAUUUUCACAAGGUCAUUGCCCUGGCGAUAGCAAUCGGGACUCUUGUUCAUACACUUUCUCACGUUACAUGUGAUUUCCCGCGGCUGAUCAACUGUCCUCAAUCCAAAUUCAUGAUUACCUUAGGACCCAAUUUUAAUUACCACCAGCCCACAUACCCAUCUCUGUUAGCUAGUGCUCCUGGAGUUACUGGGAUCCUCAUGAUCAUCAUAAUGGCCUUUUCUUUCACACUCGCCACUCAUUCUUUUCGGAGAAGUGUUGUGAAGUUGCCUUCGCCCUUACACCACUUAGCAGGAUUCAAUGCAUUUUGGUAUGCCCACCACCUUCUCGCGCUUGUUUAUGUCCUCCUAGUUGUGCAUUCCUACUUUAUCUUCCUCACCCGGAAGUGGUACAAAAAGACGACAUGGAUGUACCUCGCAAUUCCAGUGCUCUUUUAUGCCUGUGAGAGAUUAAUUAGGAAAUUCCGCGAGAAGAACUAUCGCGUGAGCAUUGUUAAGGCAGCAAUUUAUCCAGGGAAUGUCCUUUCCAUACACAUGAAAAAGCCUCCAGGUUUCAAGUACAAGAGUGGAAUGUACCUGUUUGUGAAGUGCCCAGAUGUUUCACCAUUUGAAUGGCAUCCCUUCUCCAUCACUUCCGCACCAGGAGACGACUACUUGAGUGUUCAUAUCCGUACGUUAGGCGACUGGACGACAGAACUUAGGAAUUUGUUUGGAAAGGCUUGUGAGGCUCAAGUUACUUCUAAGAAGGCUAGUCUUGUAAGACUUGAAACCACAGUUAUAGCACAUGCUGAGUUCGAAGAAACAAGAUUCCCGAAGCUCCUAAUUGAUGGUCCUUAUGGUGCACCGGCGCAAAAUUACAAGAAAUAUGACAUUCUUUUGCUCAUUGGACUUGGCAUUGGUGCAACUCCGUUUAUCAGCAUAUUGAAGGAUUUGCUGAACAAUAUAAAAUCCGAUGAAGAGAUGCAAAGCAUACACAAGCCUGAGAUAAACAACGUGAAGGGUAAUGUUCCGGGGAGGGCUUACUUCUACUGGGUGACAAGGGAACAGGGCUCCUUUGAAUGGUUUAAAGGUGUAAUGAAUGAUGUCGCAGAAAGUGACCACAAUCACAUUAUAGAGAUGCAUAAUUACCUGACUAGUGUGUAUGAAGAAGGCGAUGCAAGGUCUGCUUUGAUCGCUAUGGUUCAGGAGCUUCAGCACGCCAAAAAUGGUGUUGACAUUGUAUCAGGAAGCCGGAUAAGGACACAUUUCGCAAGGCCAAACUGGAGAAAGGUGUUUUCUGAUUUGGCCAAUGCACACAAGUCCUCUCGUAUAGGUGUUUUCUACUGUGGAUCUCCAACACUUACAAAGCACUUGAGAGAUCUUGCGAAAGAGUUCAGCCAUACCACCUCCACUCGAUUCCAUUUCCACAAGGAGAACUUCUAAUGAUAGUAUAUACUUUGUACAGGAGGAGAAACAAAAUAGUGUAUUACAUGUUUUUGCUAGAAGCUUCGUGUACAGAAUUUGUAUUGUAUGUUAGUAUUUACAUGAUACAUAGAUUUAAGGGAAAAUAUAUAGAGAGAGAAUAUAUCUUGAAACAAAGAGAAUUUGUUGUUACAAUAAUUCAGUUCCAGGAAGAGUGUUUUGAAUA